AUGCGCAUAACAGGCAAUCCGAGGGGUCGACUCUCUAGAGCUAGCUAGGUCCAGGCCAACCGACCGGGCUCCGGUGUCCUCUAUUGAACAUGGCUUCUAGAGUGUAUCAAAUGGGAACCAUAGUCAGUAGGGUGAAUCACCUAUUGCAGACUGGGGUGCUGAAGGAGAGACCGCUGUGGUUGGAUGUGGUUGAGGCCUUUCCACCCGACGUCUUCCCUAAACACAACCAGACACCAGAGGGUGGGCGAGCACCAGUCAUCGCAUACCCUGAAGACGAACUAAAGAGGAAAUUUUAUGACAAUUAUGUCAUUGUGAAGCAGCCGGAAAAGUGUGUGUCGCUGUUUGAAGAGAAGCCAGAGGUUACAUCUGUCUGUAGCAGGUUUGUGUCGGAGCAGUCAAAGAGCCUGUCGCUGGGUGACGAUGAGGUGGAGGCUGGCAGGAGGGCCAUGUGGAUGCUGAGAAGUGAGGGAAUCGACAUUCGAGUCAAGCAGGUUGCAGAAGGCGUGUCCGGUGAGGACGGUAAAACCGGUGCUCCAUCGACUCUCAGGGGCCUCAAGGAUCUACUGGAACAGAUGCACUCCCGGCAGUCCCACACUGGCUCUCAGUCAUGACCACACACUGCAUAAUAAUUAUCACUGUACUCUUUGCACCGAGAAAGAACUAGAUUUGGUACACUACAUGUGACACAACAUUUAGUACGCAUGAAGGUUCAAAUCGCACGUUUAUCCUUGAGCAUAAUAGUUGUGGUACAUUGUAUAUUCAUCUGUUAGUCACAACAACUCCGCAGACAAAAGGUGGCUGUGCUUGUUCACAGUUUUGACUCUUUGGAUGAGUAAAGGAACUGUGAUUGUACAAAAUUGCUGUAUAUUAUACAAGAGGGCACAUAUACAAUGGUAGGGACAUCUUGUUGGAAGGAGGAUUGAGGUGUAUGAUAGAGUGA
Messenger RNA from Geodia barretti, 940 nucleotides. NCBI's taxonomy places the organism in Eukaryota, Metazoa, Porifera, Demospongiae, Tetractinellida, Geodiidae. The record is from the annotation of a GenBank genome assembly.